Messenger RNA from Heterostelium album PN500, 981 nucleotides. Its product is annotated as DUF92 domain-containing protein. Gene Ontology annotation, cellular component: membrane. The transcript is spliced from 3 exons. The coding region runs from base 1 to 981 and encodes 326 amino acids. NCBI's taxonomy places the organism in Eukaryota, Evosea, Eumycetozoa, Acytosteliales, Acytosteliaceae. The record is from RefSeq and is a predicted model, not a curated record.
AUGAAUAGAAUUACCCUUCUAAGUGAAACUAUCUUUAUAAAUGCUUAUGAACAUUCAAAGAGCAGGUUAUUAACUGCAUUAAUAAUAGUUAGUCUAUUUGCAAUUCAUGGUUACAGAAAGAAAUCAUUGUCAACCUCUGGUGUGAUUGCUGCGUGGUGUGUUGGUAUGAUUACCUGUAUAUCUAGUUGGUCAUUUGCAGUUUCAUUGUUAUCUUUUUAUUUCUCAUCGUCAUAUCUCACCAAGUAUAAAGCAUCAAUAAAGAAAAAAAUUGAAGAAAAUCAUUUACUUGGUAAAUUUUACAAACAACCACCAUUUAAACUAGCUAGCUAUUCUAACACUUAUCAUCUUAAAUCAAUAGGUGGACAAAGAAAUUAUGUACAGGUACUCUCUAAUAGUUUGAAUGCAGCAGUUUGUGGACUUGUAUUCCUUUUAUUUUCAUUUGAUCCAAGAAUCACUUUUAUAGACUCUGACUACAAGUUUGAUGCGUUUUUGAUUUGUGCAGUUGUUGGACACUAUGCCGCUUGCAAUGGUGAUACCUGGGCAUCUGAGCUUGGUAUUCUCAAUAAAAAGAAACCGAUUCUUGUCACAACACUCAAACCAGUUCCAACAGGUACCAACGGAGGUGUCAGUUUGGUGGGUAUCUUGGCUUCAAUCGCAGGUGGUUCAUUCAUAGGAAUAAUAUAUUACUUUACAUCUGCACUAUUCAACAAUGGUCAUGCGCUGAAAUCACAGAUUCCAAUCAUCUAUCUUGGUACUUUUGCUGGAUUGUUUGGUUCUCUCAUUGAUUCAUUGAUGGGAGCAACACUACAAUAUUCAGGAUGGAAUAAAAAGAAAUUAGUGGUCACCAACAAUCCGCCAAGCAAAUUAAACUCUCAAGAUAUAGAUCAUAUUUGUGGUGUAGAUUUACUUGAUAAUCACCAAGUUAAUUUCCUCUCAUCGUUGUUGAUAUCGAUGAUCUGUGAAAAAGGUUUUUAUAAAUAA